AUGCCCACUGUCCACUGCCACUGCAAAACCAACAACUGUCAAGGAGCUCUUGUCCCAGCACACACCGCUUGUGCACACGAGCGUGCAGAUCUACGCAACCAAACUACUUCUGAACAGGGUAACUUCCAGUGUAUCGUCCCAUUAUGCGAACCUCCAACUCCUAUAUCUCCCAACUUCGAGUUUUACGACUUCCCUAUGGAUUUGGAUGACAUGGUGCUGGACACCAGGUAUGAGCCUGAGGACCUUGGCUCUGAGAGACGAGGGGAUCCAUUGCCCUAUUUUGGCCGCAAUAUUCAGAGUCCUGAGACCUUGCUUGCUGCUAUUGACCACUUCGACAGAUACAACACAGCUACAGCUGCCGGCUCGCGUCCUUUGACUCCCCAUGAUGCCCACAAUCUCCCGCAAGAUCAAGAAGAGCACAAUCUCCAAUACCAACUCCAACAGGCCAUACAACAUGCUGAAGAAAAUCCAGAUCUUGAUCAGGACAUUGAUCUUGAUGCAAAUCCUCUUGAAGAUGUUGACAAGUACCAGGAUAUAUUAGGCAAAGGUCAACCUGCCGAAGACGAUACUGAUCCUUUCUUUAUUGUAGAUGGACUCUACACAGAAGACACAACAGAUCUCAUGCACCUCCCAGGUCACCUUGUCUUGAUUUAUGCAGUCGUGUCAUGGCUCCAUUUACAGUUCCACCUCCCAAAAGUUGCAUGCAACACACCGCUGGCCAUAUUCACAUGUAUUUUACUCACCCUUUCACCCAAUAUAGAACCUCCAUUUGUCACCCUGCAAUCCAGCAAUCGCGUACUUGGAGUCGACAAACCUAUAUACACUCUCCCCGUUUGUCCAUCGCGUUGGGACAUGUUUCCACCUGCAUACUCCCCGCAAUCUCAUGAUGAAUGUACCUUGUGCAACAAGGACCUCUUCCUACCUGACAAGACUGCACGCAGCAACCAGCGCUCCCUCAAAUCACCACUUGUCAAAUACCCUUACCUCCCACUCUCAGAUCAACUCAAGUCACUAGUAGCUAGGGAACUGCACGGGUAUACCCCCGGGUACCAGAGGUCAUACCCGCACCCAUACCCAGCAAAAACCCAUACCCGCACUGGGGGUAUGGGUUUUGCUGCGGGUAUUGUCAUCUCAGACCCACACCUGCACCCGUCAGGGGUUUACCCGUGGGUACACAGUUGGACAACACCUGUUACCCGGUCGGUAUGA
Suillus clintonianus is the source of this 1209-nucleotide messenger RNA. RefSeq lists its product as uncharacterized. The record is from RefSeq and is a predicted model, not a curated record. The transcript is spliced from 2 exons. NCBI's taxonomy places the organism in Eukaryota, Fungi, Basidiomycota, Agaricomycetes, Boletales, Suillaceae. The coding region runs from base 1 to 1209 and encodes 402 amino acids.